AUGGCGCGGCCUAGCCCCUUCCCCGCCCCGCACCCUGGCCCGGUGCACACACCUUACCUUGGCCCGGGCACCUGGCUCAUGCCACGCUGUCCGCCGGGCGUCUUCUCGUCAUGGGGAGCCCGGCAUGGGCGCUGGCGAAGCGGGGAGGCGGCCGAGGUGCUGGCCUGGCCGGCAGGGCCUUGCCGCGCCCCGCGCCCCGGCCUGGCCGGCCCCCUCGGCCGCGCCCAAGAGGAGCUCCCCGCCGAGGCUCGGCCUCCCGACCCCACGAGCGCCGCUGCGAUUGGUGGAAAGUUCCUGGGCCGCGCCGCGAUUGGCCGUGCCCGGCCCGCCGCCUCCCGCUCUUGGCCCCCACGGGGCUGCGGGGCAGAGAGUCUCCUGGCCACCGCCACCUGCGCCGGCUACUCGGAGGACCGCUGCGGCUGGAGCGGCAGCGGCCUGACCCAGGAGCCGGGCAGCGUGGGGCAGCUGUCCCUGGCCUGUUCGGAGGGCACGAUCCAGUGGCUGUACCCGGCCGGGGCGCUGCGCCUGACCCUGGCCAGCUCCGACUCCCGACUCCCGCAGGCGCUCCAGCCCGCCUGCCUGCGCCGGCCGCGGCCCUUUGCAGGCGCGCCAGUCUUCGCGGAGCCGCGGGCGGGCGGCGCCCUGGAGCUGUUGCUGGCCGGGGGUUUGGGCCCAGCGCGGGGCCGAUGCGUGCGCUGGGGUCCCCGUGAGCGCCGGGCCCUCUUCCUGCAGGCCGCCCCACACCCAGAUAUCAGCUGCUGCGUGGCCUCCUUCCGCUUUGAAAUGCACGAGGACAGGUAUCCAGAACUGCCUUCACAGGCCCACGGUCUUGGUGCUGAUGGUGCCUGCAGGCCCUACAGUGACCCUGAGCUCCUGCUGGCUGCGUGCACCAGCGACUUUGUGAUCACUGGAACCAUCCACAGGGUUGGCCACGACACAGAGCUGCAGGAGUCUGUUACCGUGGUGGCGGCUGCCCAUGUCCUCUGACAGACACUGCUGCUGUUCCGGGGGUGGGGGUGGGUGUCCGGGGGCUGCAUGCAGGCCUCCAUUCACACGCCGCUGCACUUCAGUGUCUGGACCGGCCCUGGCCCCUUCCUCUUCAUGGGCUGGAGCCACUUUGGUGAGGCCUGGCUAGGCUGUGCACGUCGCUUCCAGGAAUUCAUCUGUGCCUAUGUGGCUGCCCACACCAAUCACUUCUGCCCCGUGAGGUGGCCCUGGACUGAGGGGCCUGGGAGCAGGGCACUGAGGAGGGGCUGGUCGAGGGGGAGUAGGGAGGGUUUGCCUCCAGGUGGUACCAGCUGCUUCUUAGGUGAGAGUGAUAACCAAUAAGAACACUGAUUUCCUUAGCCAGCGUAGAUGGAGUGUCCCAUGCCUGAGCUGGCCCUUACCUCCUCUGAGCCCCCACAGCCCUGGGAACUGCUCUGAUUUCUGCUGCAGAGUAGGACACUGAGGCUCAGGGCAGUGGUGCCUUGUCUAAGGCCACCCAGCUAGUGAGUGGGAGAGUGGCCCAGGCCUAUGCCUUGGGGAGGAGCUGCUGCUUGGCCUGGAGGGAAGCAGGGAGCCUCCCCUCCAUGUGGGAGUGGGAGUGGAAAAGGGCUGUAACUCCCAAGGUCUGAGGUGGGUGUGGUCCCUUACUGGGGGGCAGGUAGGCAGACACCACUCCUAGCCUAUGAGGGAAGGGGGGUGCAAUCUGGCAGGGUGCUAGACUUCUCACUGUAGUCCACUGGGAGCCCAGCAGAGUCAUCCUGGCCCCAUCCCAGCCUCGGGGAAGAAUGGGCCCCUCUGUAUGGAGGGCCCUGCGGUGUGCAGAGCAUCCCUACAUGGCUGGAAGCCUCGGGGAGUGGGGUCUCCCCUGUAGGGCCAGGCAUGUUGCCCAUUUCUGGAGGGCAGGGGCAUACGAUGGGGUCUCUAAGGAACCUUCCCUGCUACUGGCCCUAUUGUUGCUGCCUCUGCUUUCCUCCUCAGCCUCAGCCACACAAAAGGCCAGUGCAGUUUGGGACAAAGCCCAGGGCCCUGAGGCUGAAUGCCCCUGGGGUGGGGGUGCAUGCAGGGGCUCCUAAACUGGGGACAAGCUGCCUCUGCUCACCCCAACCCCACAACUCCCAAGAGAGCCAAAGCUCAGGUUGUGGUGGGGAUAUGCAUGGGCUGAUGCGCUUAGGCCCAGAAGCAGCAUCCCAUCCUUACCUGCCAGUCUACACUAAGAAGGGGCUGACAGUGAGGAUGGAGGCCAGAGGCCGUGUCAUCUUUUAGGCAGGAACUGAGGCAGGGCCCCUUCCUCCAAAUUUGGCUGACAAUUAUGGGUAGGGGAGGUAGGCUCCUGUGGGUUUCUGCCCACCUGCCCCUGCUGAAGUUCACUGCUGCUCCCUUCCUCCUGAACUCCCAAAUAUGGGGUGCUCCGUGCUCAGGCACUAGACCUCUCCUCCUCACUGUUAAUAUUCUCUCACUGGAGAGCUGGACCAGCCUUGUGGCUUUAAAAACCAUCAGGAUGUUGAUGACCCUACAUUUUGAUCUCCAGCCUGGACCUCUUCCCUGGUCUGCAGACGGCUGUCUCCCCAACUGCCCCCUUCCCCUCACCAAAGAGUAUCUUAGCAAAGAGCAGAGGAGAUGAGUGUACACUCCUGAUCCCCCUCCUGUUGGGAGGUUUUUGCACUGUCCAGAUGGGCCCCAAGGACGGCUUCCUCUCAGGGGCUAAGCAGCAUCCUCACCCUUGGUGUCUGUCCUGACUUUAUGGUCAGCUCUCCACAGCCUUUCAUUGGAAGGAGAUGCCUAGCUUCACUAGGGUCACUGUGGACUGCCUCUCGGAGCACCUGUCUAAAAAAACAUGGGGCAGCUGCUCUGGGGUGGGCUCUUGGUUGGACAGUGGUCUCUACGCACCUGCCCCAGGAAGUGCCUGAGCCUCCCAUGCACACACCCUCCCCGGAGAAAGUGCUGACUUUGCAACCAGUACUCUGUUCAUAAAGUGCAGAAAGGGCAGUUGUGGGUAUGGCUAACAGGGCCAAAGGAGCCCCAAGGGUGCUCCAAGACAUGCCUCAAAGUCCUGGGCCAGGGGCUUCAUGCCUGCCCUGAGGGAAGGGGCCAAGGGGAAACGGUGCGGGUGAGCAUGUAUAUGCGGGCCAUGGGCUACGGGAACUGGCCUGUGGGGCACCUCUGGGCACGUGCACUCACACGGGUACACACCCAGCUGCCCAGUGCCCAAAGGCUGAGGAGCAGAUUGUGGGAUGUGAACAUGAGCGUUGCGGGGUGUGCACUGAGGAAUCGGGUUAGGUGCGUUCAUUCAGUCAACACGUUUUUAUUGAGUGUCUGUCAGGUGCUUCUCUAAAGCCGUGGCAAUAAUGCAAGGAACAGAAGACACAAGUGCAGGGUGCCAUGUAAGCACCCCCAGCUUAGAGCCCAGUAUACAACCUUUCUUUCUGGGGAGGGCCCCGUGACAGUCCCAAAGGAGACAGAAUGCUGUGAGCCAGGUUGGGCCAUCCCCCCUCCCCAGUGGUUUUGGGAGCAGGGCACUGGGGUUCCCUGCCUCCCGGGGACACCUGUCUUUCAGGACUGGUGGCAGCUGGGGCCAAGUACAGGCAGGGACGUGGGGCCGUCUGUACUUGGGGGUGGGGGCCGUGGUCCUGGGCAUGUUUAUAUUGUCUGACGCUGAGGCUCUUGACCAGGGCGGCGGAUAGGUCCAAGUCCCUACCAUUCACGAGACACCUGGCCUCAGGUGGGAUGAGGAGGAGGUCCUGGCUCAGGGCUCUGUUCCCCCAACUAGCUUCUCCCACUGCCAGGCUUUGCCAGGUCACCUCUCGAAUCUCAAAUGUUCGGACUUUUAGAGAAGGAAGGUGGUCUUCCCCUCCUGGGGCUCUUUCUCGCACCCCCGUGGCUGAGCCAGCUCCCCUCCUACCACACUCAAGAGUGUCCGCUCAAUCUCCUGGUCAACCCUGCCUCUCAGCAGAGCGCCCAACUUCCUCAGGCCCCGGCGCAGCCUCCAGUCCCUGCGCACUCGGACUGACUGCCUCAGCUGUGGGAGGGAGCCGCAAGGCAUCCACCCUGCACCUGCCCCUGGCUGGGCUGGCCUUCGGGGUGUCCUUUGGGCAGACACGCGCCUCCCCGGGACGGCCUCCCCACCCCCGGAAAGGUGCCUCCUUCCCCCCUGGGCUCCACGGCCGCCCCCCGGCUCCAGCCACGUCAAAGCGGCCGCCCGCGCAGGGCCCGCGGGAACCCCUGGGAGGGCUCCCCUUCCCUUGAGCCGCAGCACCCCGUUUCCCUGGAGCGUCUAGCUCUCUCUGAGGUCGACGGCUCUGUCGCGUCUCCCCGCGCGGGGACGUGUGGUUCACGGGUC
This is a messenger RNA of Callorhinus ursinus (northern fur seal), 4324 nucleotides long. Lineage: Eukaryota; Metazoa; Chordata; Mammalia; Carnivora; Otariidae. The record is from RefSeq and is a predicted model, not a curated record.